AUGGUAGAAUAUGAGUUGGAAAAAAUCGCCUCGUUCUCGCCAGAUUGCUUCUCGAAAUCGCCUGAUGAAAAGACCGUUGUUUUCCUUGAUGGAUUGACUCUAUUCGUAUUCCAAAACGGCCAAGGAAAAUCAAUCAAACUCGAGAAAAAGCCAAAAGAUUUCGCGCUCUCAAACGACCUGAUUUUCAUCCUCUGUCUGUCUGAAAUCCAAGUUCUGGACAUCAACGAUCUCCAAGAAAUUUACACCAUCAAUUUAGCCGAAGAAAACGAGCUCUUUUCCAGCAUCAGUGUUUCCAGCAACCAACUUAUUUUAAAGAACGAAUAUUUUGUCGAUAUCCGAAGUUUUCAAGGAGAAUCGAAGCUUCGAAUAAAUUGCUCAAGCUCAAACACCGACAUAUUCUUAUUCGAUCAAGAUGUGGUUGCUCUCGUAGAAGAAACCAACUUCACUGUUUCGGUCACUCUUCGUCAUUUGAAGCAAGUUCAUCAGGCCUCUUUCGAUGGAAGAAUCAAACAGGUCUUCCAGGAUCAAACGUCUUCUUCUCUGCUCAUUCUUUUUGAUCAUGGAGGGCUUUUUCAAAUCGACUGCCGCCCGUUGACCCCACUUCAAAAAUUUGAAAUCCCCUUCAAGGCCAGUUCAACACCACCGAUUGAAAAUAUGCAGUUUUCUGAGACCACCAAUUUAGUCAUUUUUCAGCACAAGGAAUCAAUAAGCAUUCUAUCACUCGAUACCUUCCAAAGCUUCUGCAUCCCCCAGCGUCUUCCGCGGAUCAUUCUUUUCUCUGGAAACUUGAUUCUGACAGACAAGUCUCUCCACGACCUCGUCCAAAUCGAAAGUCGUGUUUGCGUCACUUUCACGCACUCUCUUCAACGAGGCUCCCCUCUUACAAAGCUUCAAAAAGUCGAAAAGACAUCGACCCCUGUCGAUCCCAAAAAAGUUCUGUUUCAUCCAAAGAAAGUUUCAAGCUCAAACUACGGUCUUAUCCAGCCGAAACGCAAGAUGUUCCAGCCACAGUUGCACAAAAAGCCGAUAGUUGCGCCGAUAAAGCUUAGAAAAUCCACAAGUGCCGGAGCAACAAAGAAUAAUAGAAUUUCGGAGGCAAAUUUUCAGACUCCGAUGGGUCAUCAAAUCGCAUCAGGGCGACUUCAGCCGCUCAAAACGCCGCCAACGAGAAUGAAACGUAGCCCAGGCGGAGGUCAUCUUUUAUCAGAAGGAAGUUCAGUCUACAAGACAAAAGUUCCUCAAAUCCAAUCGCUAGAAGAACUUAAAUCCAUCGCGAAUGUCGACGAAGCUAUCACUGACUUUUCUUUUACAAAAGAGACCCUGUGCGUUUCUUCUUUGUCCUCAAUCAGCCUUUUUACCAAAACUGAUGGCACUCGGCCCAGGUCAAGCAUAGAAACAGCUGGAAGCCAUCUUUGCCCGUUUGGGGGUGAUGAUCGGAGUUUUUGUGCCUCGACUGGGAAUGAGCUUAAAUUCAUCAGAUUCCAGUUUGGACAGAAGACUGUUUUGGACAGAUUUGGAACCGGAGGUGGAAAAGUACUUCAAAGCCAUUGCUUCUCAAAAUUUCACGACAUAACCGCACUUUCAAAACUCUCAGGCGGCGAUGGUUUAAUAGUUGCUGGCUCAGAUGGAUCGCUCAAUAUCUACGACCUUCCAGCGGGAAAUAUAUGCGCCCAAAUGCCUUCUUUUAAAUUUCACUGGCUUGAGUCUAUUGAUGAGCAUACAUUUGUUGGACAAGGCCAUGGGAAGUUGUGCUGUCAGUUGUUCGAUAUUCGUUGUUUUCAGCGACCACAGCGAACAUUCCCUGCCGGACCAGUUGCGAUCAAAACUCGCGGCUCUAUCUCUGCGGGAGGCGAUUACUUAUCAGUCGCCAGCGAUGAUGUUCUUUCAGUCUUUGACUUGGGCGAUAGCCGUCCAAUUUGGGAAAGAUCCCUUCCAUCAACCGCCAUUGUAUCAUCUUUUGCCGCGCGGUCAAAUCAGUUAACUGCCAUCGAUAUUGAUAGAAAUAUUUUUUUAUUUGAAUAA
Messenger RNA from Oikopleura dioica, 2022 nucleotides. The record is from the annotation of a GenBank genome assembly. Lineage: Eukaryota; Metazoa; Chordata; Appendicularia; Copelata; Oikopleuridae.